GCCGGGAGGCUGGGAGGGAGGGCGUGGGGGCGGGGGGCGAGGGGCGGAGGGAGGCGUUUCUGUCAGUUCCGGCUGUUUGUUCGGGAAGUGGAUCCGCCGGGGCCCGAAGCUGCCGCGGAUCGCCAGUCCCGCCUGCCCGCCCGCCGCCCGUCCGCCGCCCCCGCCCUGCGGCCCUCCCUCCCCUCUCCCUUUUUCCCUCCCUCCUCUUCGGCCCGCCCGCCCGGCCUGGCCCGGCCCGGCCCAGCCCGCCGCCCGCCAUGGCCCGGGACUACGACCAUCUCUUCAAGCUGCUCAUCAUUGGCGACAGCGGUGUGGGCAAGAGCAGUUUGCUGUUACGAUUUGCAGACAACACUUUUUCAGGCAGCUAUAUUACCACAAUUGGGGUAGACUUCAAAAUCCGGACAGUGGAGAUCAAUGGGGAAAAGGUCAAACUACAGAUCUGGGACACAGCUGGACAAGAACGCUUCCGCACCAUCACCUCCACGUACUACCGAGGGACUCAUGGGGUUAUUGUGGUAUAUGAUGUCACCAGUGCAGAGUCCUUUGUCAACGUCAAGCGGUGGCUCCAUGAAAUCAACCAGAAUUGUGAUGAUGUGUGCCGGAUACUAGUGGGAAACAAGAACGAUGACCCGGAACGGAAGGUGGUGGAGACGGAAGACGCCUACAAGUUUGCUGGGCAGAUGGGGAUCCAACUGUUUGAGACCAGUGCCAAAGAGAAUGUCAAUGUGGAAGAGAUGUUCAACUGCAUCACAGAGCUGGUUCUUCGAGCAAAGAAAGAAAAUUUGGCAAAACAGCAGCAACAGCAACAGAACGAUGUGGUCAAGCUCACAAAAAACAGUAAACGGAAGAAGCGAUGCUGCUGAUGGCCCACCGCCUGCCCGCCCAUUGUGCUGUUGCUGCUGCUGCAGAGACUGCGCUGGGGCCGCCACCACCAGGGACCUGGGGGGACAUUCUCAGUUUCGUGCCGUUAUUUAAAGAUAUUUUUCUCCACGUUUUCUAUUGGGAGGUGCCAUGGGCACUCUUUCCUCCCCUUUGAGUGCCAAGAAGCUGUCGGAUGAACCGCCCUCUCCUCAGUGCUCCCUCUUUCUCCCGGGGCCCAGGCGCUCACAGCAUGGGCGCGGACGCUGCCAGCCGAGCGGACUGAUUAACCCAGAGUUUGUACAUAAUGUAUAUUGCUUUAACCAGCUGCGCCAGCCUCGUCUCGCUCUGGCUUUUGCCUCCUUAAUGCCAACCCACCAGGACUCUCCUUUGUUCCUCCUUUCUCUCCUAUCUUCUUGGACGCAAGCAGCUCCCCAGAUGUCAGGAUCAGGCUCUAGGCUUCUUUCUUGUCCCCUUGGAUUGGCUGGACAGGGGUGGGGAGCCCUUGUUCCCUUGUUCAGGCCCCCCAGAUCAUGCCACUCGAGGUUUUUUGGAUUCUGUCCCUUUUCGAUGCCCCCUCCCCAGGCUAUGAGUUGGAUCUGGGAUGAGCCUUUGCCUGUUGGACCAAGGCUUGCCUUUCUCUCCUUCUCCUCCCCCACCUCCUGUCCCUUCCUGGCAGCUGGGGAGCCUCUGGUUCUUUCCCAGUUGGGCCCUUGGUUCUUUCUGAGAAACCAAGUUCUGUCCUUUGGCCAAUGGAUAUUCUUUUUUGCCUCCUGGCCUCCGUGGUCCUCUGAAUUGCAGGCCCGGGAGAGCCUAGGCUCUUAAGUUUGUACCAAAAUGUUUCAGUUCCAGCAGAAAGCCAAGGUGAUUGUACAUGUUGGUCGGGAUUGGGCGGGAGGGGGGUGAAGGGCAAGUUACAGGUUUUUUAAUAAGGAAAAUGAAGCCAAAUCAAAUCAUUUGAAACAAAUCCCUUUUCCCUGUCCCUUGGAGCCUCAGGGGAGCAACAGUAGUGGGGUGCCCUAUCCUUCUGGGGGUCCUUUGGUUGGAAGGACUAGAAAUCCUGAGGCCUGGGUUCCUCAUGCAUUAGAAGGUGCUAGAACAGCCGUCAUGACUGGUUGUUGCCAGGGCAGGGAUGGAGCAUUUAGAUCCUGGCCCACGGCUUCCACAAGGGUUGCCGGAGGAGGGUGUGCAUGUGGGGCUGCUGGCCCCCUUCAGUGGGGAGGGCUGGUGUCGAUGAGAUCACCGACAGCCUGGUUCCUUGGUCUAAGGGAGAGUGGAGCCCGGCAGCAGCAGCAGUAGCAGCAGCAGCAGCGAUGAUGGUUUCUUGGGGAUGGCAGAAAGGGGACCUGGGGCGGAGGUGGGGGCCCAAAGCAGUCCCACAAGCUGCUGAGCAGAACUAGUACAGUCCCGUGGGUUCCUCAGGACCCUGGCCAAGAUCUCUGUGCUCGAAUCCCACACCUCCUUAACACCCCCUCAAAACGAUCACGGAACCCCCGGAGGAAUUUACGUUCUUGCUGCAACUUACUUUAAUAGAUUUUUUUUUUCCCUAAAUGAUUUCCAGGCAAAGUCUCGAUUGGACAAUCACAUCACGGAUCAGUCACUGCAGAUUUUCCAUGUAAACACUGUUGGGCGGGUUUUUAAUCAAUAAAAACUGGGGAUGUCGUCUAA
Messenger RNA from Monodelphis domestica (gray short-tailed opossum), 2526 nucleotides. RefSeq names its product RAB35, member RAS oncogene family (gene RAB35). Gene Ontology annotation, biological process: Rab protein signal transduction. The record is from RefSeq and is a predicted model, not a curated record. Lineage: Eukaryota; Metazoa; Chordata; Mammalia; Didelphimorphia; Didelphidae. Gene Ontology annotation, molecular function: GTPase activity; GTP binding.